AUCCAAACACUGAAUUAGGGUUCAAUCGUUUUCCCUUUUAUUCAUCAAUGUCGAAAUUAUUUACGGAAAUUGAAAUCGAUGGUUUUCUGAACAACCCCUUUUUCUCGUAUUCCUUGUUUGGGUGCUAAAAAUUUGAACUUUUUAUUACCUAAGUUAUGAAAAAACUUUCAAUUUUAAGGAAAAGAAGAAAUUGGGGUUGAUGUAAUUUUGCAAUUGGUGGAGUAUAUAACAAAUUAUUUAUGUUUAGAAAUUUAUAACUGCAAUUAGGGUUAAGAUCAUUGUGAUAGUGUGUUUCCAGUAUUGAGGUGCCAAUCAAUUUGGGGCAAGCAUUGUUAUAAUUUGACUUAGGGCUUGUUUGGAUGAACUUAAUUGAGCUUAUCUACUGACAUAAGCACCUGUGAGUGUGAGGCAAUUUGAGAGAGCUUACAGAAACAACUUAUGACAUGUCAAUAAUUUGUUUUCAGCUUAUUUCCGUUUGCUGAUAGGAUGCUUAACUUGAUGUGGAUGUGAGACAACUUUGCUUUUUAGUUUGUUUGACAUUUGUACUAGCAAUGGAUCAAGUCAUGCAAGGUAAUGAAAUAGGGGAUGAUUCAUCGAUUAAUUUGGACAACUCGAGGGCUAAUUGGACUCCAUCUCAAGACCAAUAUUUUCUUGAGCUUUUGCUGUCUCAUGUUCACAAAGGCAACAAAACUGGCAAAGUAUUUACCAGAUUAGCUUGGGCAGACAUGACUGAACAAUUUAACAGCAAAUUUGGGUUCAAGUAUGAUGUAGAUGUGUUGAAGAAUCGUUACAAACGAUUCAAAAAGCAAUACUAUGAAAUAAAAGCGAUGGCUAGUCAAAAUGGAUUCCAAUGGGACGGGAGACUAAACACGAUCACAGCUAAUGAUAAAACAUGGGAAGAGUAUAUUAAGGCCCACCCCGAUGCUCAAGUGUUUAGAAAAAAACUUUUUCCAUGUUAUAAUGAUCUAUGCAUAAUCUAUGGCCACACAGUUGCUGAUGGGAGAUACAGUCUUUCAUGUUUUGACGAAGGUUUUGAAUAUGAAGAAAAUGCUUCAAAAGAACUGGAUGACCAUACUAGCACAAGUAAAGGAGUGGAUGAUCAGACUCCUCCUACUCCUAGUCAAAGUAAAAUCGAUUGGUCUCCAAUGAUGGACAGAGUUUUCGUUGAACUGAUGUUGGACCAGGUGCGUAAAGGGAACAAGGCUGGUCGUACAUUCACGAGGCAAGCCUGGGGGGACAUGGCAGAGUCAUUUAACAAUAGAUUUGGAUGUCACUACGGUAAGGUUGUGUUGAAAAACCGUUUCAAUGUCCUGAGUAGGCAUUAUUCCUCUAUAAAUGAACUUCUUGGAAAAGAAGGCUUCAGUUGGGAUAAGGCACAACACAAGGUUGUGGCUAAUGACCAAGUUUGGCAAAAAUGCAUCAGGGUAAAUCACAAGUUCCGGCUGUACAGAAUUAAAAGCAUGCCUUUUUAUUCCGGCAUGUGCAUUGUAUGUCGUGAUGAAGCUCCUGCAGAUUGCAAGUCAAUUCUUGAAAGGAAAUCUUAUGGCAACAAGAACUCUACUCCAGACCCUAAUGGAUCAUUGCAUAUAGGUAGUGAAAAUAAUUUUAUCGGAGAUACUCAGCCUCUCCCUUACGCAUCAUUGCAUACAGGUGAUGGAAGUAAUUUUACCAAAGAACCUCUCCCUGAUACAGCAUUCCAUGUAGGUGGUGAAAAUAGUUUUACUAGGGAUACUAUUUAUCAGCCUCUGCCUUACGCAGCAUUGCAUAUAGAUGAUGAAAAUAGAUUGACUAGAGAUACUCAGCCACUCCCUAAUGCAAUUUUGAAUCUAGGUGGUGAAAAUAAUUUUACCAGAGAUACCAUUAUUCAGCCUCUUCAUAAUGCAGUAUGGCAUGUAGGUGGUGAAAAUAGUUUUAUCAGAGAUACCAUUACUCAGCCUCUCCCUAAUGCAACAUUGGAUAUCGGUGGUGAAAAUAAUUUUACCAGAGAUACUAUUACCGAGCCUCUCCAAAAUGCAACAUUGCAUAUAGGUGGUGAAAAUAAUUUUACCUUUAUAGGUGGUGAAAAUAAUUUUAUCGGAGGAGCUCAGCCUCCUGCUAAUGCAGAUAACGAAGGCGGUGGAAAGAACUCUACCAGAGAUGAAGGCAUUGAAAGGAUCUUUACCAGAAAAACUCAGCCUCAGAAAAACUCUACCAGAGAUGAAGGCAGUGAAAGGAUCUUUACCAGAAAAACUCAGCCUCAAAAUGCAGAUAAGGAACCGUUGCUUCUAAGUGCUGGAAAAAAUAUUUCUAGGCAGAAAAAAAGACAUCAAACAAAAGCACCCGCAACAUUGAAUGAGCCUAAGAAGGCAAGAAACUACAAUGAAGGCAUGUCAGUUGCGUUGAAACAUAUGGCAGUUGCAGUUACAUCGCUAACGAAUAAAACAAAAAAAGAAGAUAAUUUUUCUGUUGGUAAUGUUAUGAAGGUGCUUCAGGCUAUUCCGGACUUGGAUGACGAUCUGAUAUUAGAUGCAUGUGAUUUUUUGGAAGAUGAGAAAAGAGCAAGAUUGUUUCUGGCAUUACCUGCUAAUUUGAGAAAGAAAUGGUUAUUGAGAAAGCUUCGUUCAUAAUGAUUUCUCAAUUAUUUCAUCUUUGUUUAUCUGUAGUUGCUAUUCAAGUUAGUUAAUUUCUGUUGAAUUGUGUUCUAUGAGAGACUUGUUUUUGGUUUAUCUUUGUCUAUGCUGGUAUGAGUAGAAAGACUAGACAUUUCAAUUGACAAAUGAGGUACAAUUCUCUUUGAUUGGAUUA
Messenger RNA from Medicago truncatula (barrel medic), 2784 nucleotides. RefSeq lists its product as uncharacterized. The record is from RefSeq and is a predicted model, not a curated record. Bases 552 to 2606 code for a protein of 684 amino acids. Lineage: Eukaryota; Viridiplantae; Streptophyta; Magnoliopsida; Fabales; Fabaceae. The transcript has 6 exons.